AUGCUUCGAAAAAAGAAAUCUCCAGAGAUCUCGACUGAAGAAAGGAGUACAUGGCAUGAUAAACAAUUUAGAGUGUCUUCACUUAAAAGAACUAUCUUCUUUAACCCUUAUAAAGAUUCCUAUCAAAAGGUAAAGGUCAUCAAGCCCACAAAUUCCUUCACACCUCCUUCAUACCUCACUAAAGAAAACUGGGAUAUUCCUGCACCCCCGAAUGGUAUGAAGUUUAACUUAUGGCCAAGUGCAAUUUAUCCAGCUGAGGUUGAUUUAGACAUUGAAGACCUAAAGAAAAGAUUCUUUCAGAAGAAAUCAAUCCAAGUUUUCCCUGUAUGGUUAAAGUUCAAGAUUGCUUUAAUCAACAAAAUUGACAUAUGGAAAUUUAGAAAAAUGCCAUAUGCAUUCUUUCAAGGAAGAAGGACAUACAACUCUGAGUUCAUGUUUUAUGAAGCUGAUUUCCUAAGAAUAAACCAAGCUGAUAUCAGAUCACUAAUCAUUUGGUUGAAACAAAGGGUGAGUACAGAUAAAACUUAUGCAGAUGUUCUACAACGCCUAAGGCAAUAUGUGCUCGACAUGGUUAUUAAUUUCAAUGUUGACUGGGAGAUUGGACAGCUAGGAGAAAAGGAAGCUGAGGAACCAAAUGUGAAUCUAAAUAUGGAGAAUGAAUCGCCUGGGAACAUUCUAAAUAAACCACAUAGAGGUGUUGUAUUCUCUUCUAAAGGUCGAUUAAAAUUCAUGAGAAUCUCCCAAAAACAUUUAUUCUCUUCUGAAUUCAUUGAAGGCAUCAUCAGUUUAUUGAAGAGAACAGGAGAUCAAGAAGAAUCGCUGAGAGUGAAGAUCGUUGAAGAACUUACAUGGUUUUUGAGUUUCCGACAAUGGUUAAUAAACUUGAGAAACAAAGUUUAG
Lactuca saligna is the source of this 900-nucleotide messenger RNA. Lineage: Eukaryota; Viridiplantae; Streptophyta; Magnoliopsida; Asterales; Asteraceae. The record is from the annotation of a GenBank genome assembly.